Molecule: messenger RNA, 915 nt
Organism: Dovyalis caffra
Lineage: Eukaryota; Viridiplantae; Streptophyta; Magnoliopsida; Malpighiales; Salicaceae
Source: the annotation of a GenBank genome assembly
AUGCACGCCAAGACUGAUUCAGAUGGAACCAGUCUUGACACCUCAUGGCCGCCAAGGUCACCAAGAAGGCCAAUAUACUACGUUCAAAGUCCAUCAAACCAUGAUGUGGAGAAAAUGUCCUACGGGUCAAGCCCAAAUCUCUCACCACCACACCUUUACUACCAUUGUUCACCCAUUCACCACUCUCGUGAGUCCUCUACGUCAAGAUUCUCUAAUUCACUCAAGUUCCCAAGGAGUUUAUCUGCUUGGAAACAUAUAAGGAUUGAUGACCAAGAUGGUGCUGAUCAUGACGGUGGUGAUGAUGAUAAAGAUGGUGGGGGUGGUGCACGUAAUGUGAGAUUGUAUUUUAUUGGGUUCUUGAUCUUUGUCCUGCUGUUCACCGUGUUUUGUUUGAUCCUGUGGGGUGCUAGCAAGGCUUAUACGCCUGAAAUUUUAGUCAAGAACAUUGUGUUCGAGAAUUUUUAUGUUCAAGCAGGGAAUGAUCAAUCAGGAGUGCCAACAGACAUGCUGUCUUUGAAUGCUACGGUCAAGAUUCAUUACAAAAAUCCCGCAACAUUUUUUGCCGUCCAUGUCACCUCUACCCCUCUUGAAAUUCACUAUUUCCAGCUCAAACUUGCCUCUGGACAGAUGAAGAAGUUCUCUCAACCCAGGAAGAGCCGGAGGACAGUGGUAACAGUGGUGCACGGUUCCCAAGUUCCUCUCUAUGGAGGGGUGCCCCAUCUUGCUAAUGCUAAUGAGCGUAGUAGCAAAUUUGCAGUGCCUCUUAACCUGGGUUUUGCCUUAAGGUCGAGGGCCUACAUUUUGGGAAGAUUGGUGAAGUCAAAGUUUUAUAAGCGUGUUAGCUGCACUGUUGUUCUAACGGGCAAAAAACUGGGCAAGCCCCACAAUUUGACAAAUGCAUGUGUUUAUCACUGA